UCUGCCUGAAGGAAAAGAUCAUUUAGCAACAACAAUGAUUGUAAAGCAUGUGCUUUUCUCUGCUGGAGCUCAAGGUGUUUCUGUCAUUUUUUUGCUCCACUUACUUUUAACUGAGGCUACGGAGUUACCCAGCUGUAAAGAGUCUGACUACCAUUUUGAGUACACAGACUGUGACGUUUUGGGCUCUCGAUGGAGGGUGGCAAUUCCCAACAAACCAGAGACCUGCACCGGCCUGCCUGACCCAGUCAAAGGCACACAAUGCACGUUCACCUGUAAUGAAGGUGAAUUUCUGGACAUGAGGACUCAAGAAUGUCAGAAAUGUGCUGCAGGAACCUAUUCUCUCGGGACGGGUGUUGCUUUUGACGAGUGGGACAGUUUGCCCACCGGCUUCGUCACCCAUGGCAUCAACAUGAACUUUGGAGACACAUACACCAAUUGCUCAAACUCAACGUGGAUCCCGAAAGGUGACUAUAUUGCCUCAAACACAGAUGAGUGCACUUCAACUCUUUCAUACGCCGUGAGUCUGAAGAAGCCCGGCUCUGUGUCCUUCCAGUACAUCUAUCCAGACAACCACAUGUUUUUUGAGUUUUAUGUUCAGAAUGACCAGUGUCAGUCCACAGACUCUCAGAACCGCUGGAUGAGGAUUUCAGAGAGCGACUGGGAUUAUCAUUAUGUACCAUUGAGCACUGGUAACAAUGUCUUGUACUGGAGAACAACAGGUUUCUCUUUGGCUGCCAACACUGCCAAACCGGUUCUGCUCAAGAAUAUUGCCAUCUCAGGGGUCUCGUAUACAUCAGAGUGUUUUCACUGUAAGCCUGGUACUUACAGUGAUAAACCAGGAGCUGCCCGCUGUAUCCCGUGUGCUGCUAAUUCAUACUCUAAUAAAGGAGCCACUGCGUGUCAACCGUGUGAUGCGGACAAAUAUUCAGGUGUUGGAUCUGGAGCUUGUACACAGCGACCAGCCUGCAAAACCUCUGAUUACUUCUACACCCACACACCCUGUGAUUCCAGCGCUCAGACUCAACUGAUGUAUAAGUGGACUGAGCCCAAGAUCUGCAGUGAGAGUUUGGAGGGUGCAGUGAAGCUCCCGGCGUCAGGAGAGAUGAUGUCCUGUCCUCCAUGCAAUCCCGGCUUCUUCUCCACCAACAGCUCCACCUGUGAAGCCUGUCCACAUGGCUUCUACUCUAAUGGCACUGAAUGUUCUGAAUGUCCUGCUGGAACAGAGCCAGUUGUGGGUUUUGAGUACAAAUGGUGGAACAAGAUGCCCAGUAACAUGAGGAGUUCAGUCUUAAGCUCUGAAUACAGCAGCACAGACAGGAGCACAGGUUGGGAGGUUGCGGGCGAAUACAUAUACACCACACCAAGCGAUCAGGAUUCUGACUACAUGAUGCUGACGCUCACAGUACCAGGUUACAGCCUGCCUCAUUCCCUGCGUGAAGACAACGAGAGAGUCGAACUUUCCAGAAUAACAUUUGUGUUUGAAACCAAGUGUACAGCUGAUUGUAAACUCUAUUUCAUGGCAGGACAAAAUGAAAGGAAUAAUAUGGUUGUGGAGAGUUGGUCUGGCACUAUAGGAAAGCAGUCCUACUCCUGUCUUAUUAAAAGUAACAGCACAGUUAGCUUCAGCUGGGGGUUUCAGCAUACUGGAGCUUUCAACAGGAAAAAUGAAUACAGCUCUGACCUUGCUAAGAUCUACUCUGUUCACCUCACUAAUGUGAUUGGUGGCGUGGCUUCAGAAUGUCGCCAGUGCGCUCUGACUGGCGCUGACAGCGACUCCUGCGUCUCCUGCACUCCAGGACACUACAUGGUCAAUGGCACUGGGGUGUGCAGACACUGCCCCUCUAACACCAUCAUCCGACCCGAGCAGCCCAUCGGGAAGGAAGCCUGCAUUCCAUGUGGACCCAAUACAUACAGCAAUAAAGGCCGUUCUGCUUGUAUGAGCGACUGUACAUUAGCACUGGAUCAUAAAGGAGAAUCACUGUAUUAUGAUUUCUCUUCAAUGGGAAACGUCACUGGCUUUCAGAGCAGUCCGCGAUUUACCAGUAAAGGCCUGCAAUAUUUCCAUCAUUUUAACGUAGCUCUGUGUGGAGCAGAGAGCAGGACUGUAGCGUCCUGUGUGGAGAAUGUGACUGAAAGCAGGAGGGACGUGAAAGGAUAUAUCUGUCAGUCCACAGUAGUGCCUUCUGAGAUCAGGGGUCAAAGUGUUGUGUCCUCUCAGCCCUUCAGUAUUGGAGACAUUUUAAUCGGAGUGACUACUGAGGCCAAACUUGAUGACAUUUCAUCAUCUGAUGGCAACUUUCCGGUUGAAUCAGAGUUGCCUGAUGUCAUUUUCUACUACAGGUCUAGAGAAACUACACAAGCAUGCAAAAAUGGAAGAUCAUCCUCCAUUCGCCUGCGAUGUGAUCCAAGUGUAACAGUGAAAAACUAUAUUUCUCUGCCAAGUAACUGCUCAGAGGGCACCUGUGACGGCUGCUCUUUCCACUUCCUGUGGCGCUCACAGCAGGCCUGUCCUCUCUGCUCAGAGAGGAACUAUAAGGAAAUCGUCAGCGCCUGCAUCCAGGGAAUUCAGAGGACGACGUAUGUCUGGCAGCAGCCUCUGAGGUGCACAGGCGGUGUAUCUCUGCCUCCUCUGAAGAUCAGUACCUGUGUGACGCUCGACUUCUGGCUCAAAUUUGGUGUCUCCAUUGGAACUGUGGCUGCCGUGUUGCUCAUUACCAUCAGCUGCUACUUCUGGAAAAGGACACGCAAGCUUCAGUAUAAGUACUCCAAGCUCAUGAUGACAGCAGGAGAUAAAGAGUGUGAGCUUCCAGCAGCCGACAGCUGUGCCAUCAUGGAGGGAGAAGAUGCAGAGGACGACCUCAUCUACCUCUCCAAAAAACCCUUCUUCAGGAAGAUCAAGUCCUUUUCCAGAGAGAGAACAUCUGAUGGCUUUGACUCUGUUCCUCUGAAAUCCUCUGCUGCACAGGAGAUUGAGAUGAGCUAGAACUUCUCACAUGUUUGGGUUGCCGUAAUUCAUUUAGCAGAUGCUUUUAUCCAAAGUGACUUACAGGAAUACAACAAGCAAUUCAACAUAAAUGCAAAUAAAUGCAUUAAGUGCUCAUAAUAUAAAGUUUAUGGAUUAAGAUACAAGCUAGAAUUAAGUAAAUUAAGGGAAUGUGAAAGAUGAGAUGAGAUUUCUACAGUCUUCUGAAUAUUGUGAGGCAUUCAGUGCUAUGGAUGGGAUUGAGAAGAUCAUUCCACCAGCAAGAAACAGUGAGGUGAAGGAUCUGAAAAGUGUUUUGUUUUUUUAUUUAACUCAGGCUUUUCAAGGAGAUGGAGACUCACAAGUGCGAGUAGAAGUUUGCAUAUUUUCUCCCACUGGGUCUCCUUUGGAUUUAUUUGUCAAUCCAGUCUAAAACAAAACUGGCAAAUGAAGAAAUUUUUAAAAUACUUUAUGAUGAUCGUAAUAGCUUACUUUUUAUAUAAAUGCAAUGUUGGAAAUCUACAUUACAAUUGUCAUUAGACCACGUUUUAACUUUCUCUGAAAUUUCAUUUUUUCUUGAUUAAUGGAUUUAAUAUGAGUUUGAACAAACCCAUUUUUUUCCCCAGAAAAAUGAUAUUUGGUCAGAAUAAAAAUGUUAUCGUUGAACCCAAAAAUGUAUUUUAUAACGUUUCUCAAGUUAAAACAUUGGUAUUUAUAAAGUACUAAACAUCUAAAAUCAUGCCACCUUUUUUAUUCUUUUAAAAUGGAUUGUUGUUUAGUUAGUUAUGCAUCAGGCCUAUAGUAAUACCCAGAGAAAUUUUUCAUUUUCAAAUGCUCUCUUUAUAUAACAUUACAUUCGUUUCUGUCCGAAUGUGAUGCCUCAAAGCUUUCGUUUUGUAGAAUUUAUG
Molecule: messenger RNA, 3870 nt
Organism: Danio aesculapii
Lineage: Eukaryota; Metazoa; Chordata; Actinopteri; Cypriniformes; Danionidae
Gene: elapor1
Product: endosome-lysosome associated apoptosis and autophagy regulator 1
Exons: 22
Coding region: 35-2983 (982 amino acids)
Biological process (GO): positive regulation of vacuole organization; autophagosome assembly
Cellular component (GO): lysosome; trans-Golgi network; extracellular exosome
Source: RefSeq, a predicted model, not a curated record